UAUUUGUUCGUUUGCUGUUACGGCAGCCGCCAGUCGGUCGUUAGUUUUUGUUUUCGUUGUUCAUUUGUUUAUACUCUCGCGGCACUGGCCCCUCCCGUCCCCACAGAACUCGUUUGAAAGGCACUCACGACCUAUAGAAACCAUGGAAGCACUGGGAGAUAUAUUGGCGCCUCAUAGCGAACUAAUCGCCAAGGUAGCCGGCACAAUCACUACCCUGCAAUUCUUGUCCGGAGUGGCGCUGAUGAACGACAUCCGGAAGAAGGGUAGCAGCGACGUCUACCCCGUGGGUCCAUUUCUCGGCGGAGUGGUGCUGACCGUUCUCAGCUUAAAGCUGGCAAACAUUAUGAACGAUGCUGCCAUGAUCAAUACAAAUUUAAUUGGUCUGGUUAUCAACUUCGUCUUCCUCUUCGGAUUUUACUACUAUGCCUCGAGCGGAAGCAGGAGCAAGAUCUGGAAGCAGGUCGGCUACGCCGCGGUGUUCCUAUUGGUCGUCACAGCAUAUGCCAACUUUGAGGACCCCGCCAAGAUCGAGUUCCGCCUGGGAAUGCUGAUCACCGGAAUCUUGGUUUGGCUAGUGGGUUCUCCACUCCUGCAUCUGCCGAAAAUCAUUGAGAAGAAGAGCACCGAGGGCAUGCCAUUCCCAAUUAUCUUCGCUGGUAAUCUGGUGGCCGCUUCCUGGAUGUUAUACGCUAUUUCCAUCAAAAAUACUGUGAUGGUGCUCCAGAAUCUUUUGCUGCUGGUCUUGGGCGGCAUUCAACUCUCCAUGUUCGCUAUUUAUCCCAACAAGCCAGCUGCAAAGAAGCCGAAGGACAGUAAGAAGGACAAAUAAUUGAAAUCGAUCGCUUUACCUAGAAAAAUGGACAAAUAAUGGGUUGUUGCAACAAAAUUACCAAGUAAUUUGUAGUUAGGCUCGAGGAAUAAUCAAAUUAUUGCUUGAAUUUACACUAAACCGCCACAAAAAACAAAAAUUUGAGCUAGACGAAUUAUUUUUCUAUAUAAGAAAUAUUUUCUUAAAACAAAUCCAGCUAACUAAGUUGCUAGCUAACCUAGAAUUGUUAUUAUAUUGACUAUUAUUGUAUAUAAUUACUACAUACUUGCAAUUUUUGACAAUAAUUCAAAUCUUCCAAAUGCA
Molecule: messenger RNA, 1132 nt
Organism: Drosophila subpulchrella
Lineage: Eukaryota; Metazoa; Arthropoda; Insecta; Diptera; Drosophilidae
Product: sugar transporter SWEET1
Exons: 3
Coding region: 143-829 (228 amino acids)
Biological process (GO): carbohydrate transport
Cellular component (GO): membrane
Molecular function (GO): sugar transmembrane transporter activity
Source: RefSeq, a predicted model, not a curated record